Molecule: messenger RNA, 1010 nt
Organism: Owenia fusiformis
Lineage: Eukaryota; Metazoa; Annelida; Polychaeta; Sabellida; Oweniidae
Source: the annotation of a GenBank genome assembly
UGAAAUAGUGACAGUAACCAAGUGCUCAAUGUAAUGGCAAUUAAGUUCAAACUGUAGAUGCUUUGAAUCAAUAGGAUGGAAAGAUUGUGCUUUAUUAUCUUGCUGGAAUUUCUGACCAUACUGGCUGGCAGGACUCAAGGAUUUCUGUUAACUCAUAUGAAAGAACCAGAUGAAAUAAGAUUAGUUGAUGGUGCGUCUAACAGAGAAGGCAGAGUCGAGGUGAAUAUGAAUGGAACAUGGGGGACAUUGUCAGGAAAAUUAAUAUUUGAGCCAUUAUAUUUUCCAAAAAAGAACACCCGUGAAGCAUUAAAUGAAAAGAAAAUACAAACGUUCCGAUACAUCUGCAGAAGAUUAGGGUUUCCUGACUACCUGGCAAGAGAUGGAGGCUUUAAAUAUGGUCCUGGCAGUGGACCAAUAUACAUAUUACGUCAAGAUUUCAUUAACAGGACUAAAUUUUAUGCUGAGGACUGCUUCAAACGUUUUUAUUAUAGUAGUACCAUAUGCUUGCAUAAGUAUGAUUUAAGUAUAUCGUGUGCACCAAUGAAGACCCCAGACUUUGAUUGGAAGAUUGACAAUGCUACUCAGCUGCUAUUGGUCCACAGAAAUCAGAGCUGGGGCACAAUUGAGCGACCUUAUUGGUACAUUUUUAACAUUAAAGGAAAAAUAUACGAAUAUAUAAACAGACAUAUUGUCUGUAAAACGCUUCGUCCGAAAAUGACUGAAACAGAGAGUAUUGAAAAUGUGACAUUUGCAGUUAUUCACGUACCAAGCCAACCAGAGCAGUAUCUCCCUGCUUCCAUAUGUACAAAACAUCCAAGAAAAAACCUUUGCUCUUUCAAAAUAAGAAGACAAACAGAGUUUAAUAUUGAAAACUAUAAAACAACUGUCAUAAUGGACUGUCAGCAGGAAAUACCAAAGAGGAUAAUGAAGAAAGAGUUGCGACAAUGUGUGACUGUAUCUGGCCCAAAACAGUAUUACAGACCUGGGAUGAAAGAAACAUUUAAAUGCCC